AUGAAUGGGGUAUCAGUAGACAUCAAUCACUUGAAAAAAGGUGAAGUCAAUUUAGGUACAUCAAUUAUGGCUGUCAAAUUUCAAGAUGGUGUAAUAUUAGGAGCAGAUUCUCGUACAACAACAGGUUCAUAUAUUGCAAAUAGAGUAACAGAUAAACUAACUCAAAUUCAUGAUUUUAUAUAUUGUUGUCGUUCAGGUUCAGCAGCGGAUACUCAAGCAGUGGCAGACAUUGUAAAGUAUUAUUUACAAACUUAUUCAUCACAAUUACCAAACGGUCAAAAACCAACAACUGAUAUAGCAGCAAAUGUUUUUCAAGAAAUGUGUUAUAAUAACAAAGAUAAUUUAACUGCUGGAAUUAUAUGUGCUGGUUAUGACGAUAAAUAUGGAGGUUCAGUAUAUUCAAUACCAAUUGGAGGAUCAAUACAUAAACAAGAUUAUGCAAUUGCCGGUAGUGGAUCAACUUUUAUUUAUGGUUGGUGUAAUGAAAAUUAUAAAUCUAAUAUGCAAAAAGAUGAAACUAUAGAUUUUAUAAAAACUGCUUUAGCUGAAGCUAUUAAAUGGGAUGGUUCAUCUGGUGGUGUUAUAAGAAUGGUUAUAUUAACCAAAAAUGGAGUUGAAAGAUUAAUAUUUUAUCCUGAUGAAUAUGGAAAAUUGACUCAAAAAAUAGAAUAA
Messenger RNA from Lodderomyces jiufengensis, 672 nucleotides. RefSeq names its product proteasome core particle subunit beta 1 (gene PRE3). The record is from RefSeq and is a predicted model, not a curated record. Lineage: Eukaryota; Fungi; Ascomycota; Pichiomycetes; Serinales; Debaryomycetaceae. Bases 1 to 672 code for a protein of 223 amino acids. The transcript has a single exon. Gene Ontology annotation, cellular component: proteasome core complex. Gene Ontology annotation, molecular function: threonine-type endopeptidase activity.